Molecule: messenger RNA, 2357 nt
Organism: Verruconis gallopava
Lineage: Eukaryota; Fungi; Ascomycota; Dothideomycetes; Venturiales; Sympoventuriaceae
Exons: 1
Coding region: 72-2012 (646 amino acids)
Source: RefSeq, a predicted model, not a curated record
GCCAGGCACUGACGUGUCCCUCAACCAUUGUACCGUAGCUAAUUGCCAGAAAAGAUAAAUUCACGUCAAUAAUGACUUCGCGUUGGAUGCGACAUCAGCCGUUUACCAUUUACGACGACUUAAUUUCCAGCACGCCCUUUACGAACGAUCACGACAACAGGAUGAGCACUUCCCCUUCGCCGUACGACGCGGACAACGGGCUAUCCAGUGACGAGGGGGAUUCCAUACUGCCCAGCAUAGAACCGCAAUCAGGCACGCGAAAAUCUUCAGCUGCCUUCACAAGCAUUUCUUCGAUACCUCCAAGCUUACCAUAUAAGUCCGACAUCUCUCCAUACGCGCCUCAUAAAGGCACAAGACCGGUUUUCAGGUCUCCCUCGAGUGUAAGGGCGAUGCAAAUGUCUAGCCCCCAACCUUUUCAAGUCUCGCAGCAUGGAAAGAUGACCAGUCCUCUCGUGGGAAGAAGACAACAUCGAGGUACCCCAUCUAGUGUCCGAAGCGGCAGCGUUUUGCAUAACACGCAUGUCUCACAAGAUUACGAUGAGCAUUCAAUCAGUCUGCAAGGUCGCAAUAGUGGUCGAGCGACACCACUAACGCAACAUCAGCCUAGCCCAGCACGUGGACCACUCGUGCUCUUACACGUGACAGUGCUGCCAUCUCGAGGACUUCCCUAUUCAAUCGAAAGCUUACAAGAGGUUGCUCCUAGCUUUGUUCUACAGAAUUGGUACAUGUUACAGGAACAGCUUACAGAAACUGUACUCAGCAGAGGCUUGCUCAUACCUCACCCUGGCGAAGACUUCGACCUGUUAGAGGAAAGCCUUUUGGAGACCUUGGGCCUAUGCGCAUCGCGAUUUGGCUCCUGUGGUCAUUUCUUUGGUGUAAAUGUAGAAUCGGACUCAGACAGUGGGAAUGACAGUGGUGUAUCAGGCGUUGGGAGUGAGCGAAAACAGGUCGUGGCAAUUAAUGACAGACCGCUUCGCUGUUUGGCACAUUCCGACAUCGAGGACAGUUGCCAAGAUUGUCAACGACCCAUUCGCAUACCUGGAAAAGGUGUCGGCGCAGGAAACGCACGCUGGGAGGUUAAGGUAUAUGCGAGUAACGGGCUAAUGAGGGCCGGCGCAUGGUGCGCUGCGUACAAGGAGAUGGAACGUGUCGACGUUGAGAUCGAACCGUGGAUCCCGGAGGAUGUGAGAAGGAUGCUGGACUUGAAAAUGAUGCAUGCACAGGAACAGCAGCGCAAGGCGGACGAAGAAUUGGAGAAGCUAAAGCUUAACCUAAAGGAUAUGGAGAGACUACGCGCAGAAGCAGUAGAUGAGCUGCGAAGAGCCAAGCAACGUGCCAAAGACCUGGAGCAAGAGCUAGAAGCCAUCAAGUUAUCAGAAUCCCCGUCAACACCAGCCGCUAUCGCACUACCUUCGCCAGUUGAAGAGGUGUUGAUAGCCCCCAGAAAAAGAAGUACUCGGGACACGGAGACCAGACCGGCCCCUCUCCAUCCAACGACACACACCGAGACGCAGGAGAUACCACUGUCCACGCUUUUACGCAACUACGUCAUCUUGCUAAUUCAAGAUCGGCGCAACAUAGCUUUGGGCGUACUUUCAGUACUCGUCAUAUUUCUUUCGCUCCGGUUAGGAUCCGCAACCUCUGAUCAGGCAGCAGUAGUUUCACCCGUGAAUACGACGUAUGCUCCUCUGGGAAGAACUAUCCUUGCGGGCGCAGGACCGUGGCCGUCAGCCGGAAAGCGUCUCGAAGGAGAUAAAGCGUCGUUGACGUGGACCACGCUGGGAUUGUCAACUGUAGAGGUCAGAAGCAGUCCCUCAUUGGCACUGACUGAUAUCGAGGUGUCAAUCCCAGCUGAAACGUUGGUCAAAGCCUCGGUGGUUGCGUCCGUAGAGCCACAACUCGCAUGCCUCGAGGAAGGCGCAGCAGGUCUUUCGCAUUCCUCGGAGCUGCAAGAGACUGGAAGCAGUUUACAUCUGCCCCGCGAAACGUCUCGUCCAGCAGUCGAGCCGUGAUCAUGAAACGAAAACAGGCCAAUUGGCCAAUCGUGUUGUUACUUUUGACUAGAUGUUCAACUGACUCGGAAUUGGAAAUCGGGGUUGCAUAGCCUCAAAGAAGGAUCGCCAGCGCCAACAGCCAAAUCAAGACUUACUUUGUACGGGAACUUCUCGCAGCCUUGGCUCCAGCAUUGGUGCAGGAUGGACUUGAUGUGGGUACCUUAUAGGGCUGAGAGCAGCCCAGCAACCGCCCAGCCUCACGCCAGCCAGGGAGUCCCUGCCGACAUCCCUUGCGAACCCUCCUUUCACGGCUUGCCCCUACCCUCCUUUAAAAAAACAAAAAAAAACAAUAUGUUACACUAG